Molecule: messenger RNA, 867 nt
Organism: Vitis vinifera (wine grape)
Lineage: Eukaryota; Viridiplantae; Streptophyta; Magnoliopsida; Vitales; Vitaceae
Product: NADH dehydrogenase [ubiquinone] 1 beta subcomplex subunit 8, mitochondrial
Exons: 5
Coding region: 171-548 (125 amino acids)
Source: RefSeq, a predicted model, not a curated record
AAGGUAUAAACACAAUCUUCCCUAAUUUUUUUCGUACCUAUUGAAUAAACAUUAAUUUUAGCUGGUACAUAGACGACGUCGUUUCUUCUGGAUCCCUUGAAGUUCAAGUCCUAUACAUACAGGCAGAAAAGAGUUUCACUUGUUCAUAGAGGAAAAUCUAAUACAAGAAAAUGGCAGGGAGAUUGAGCAAUGUAGCAUCAAGGAUCAUGGGCGGAAGCGGAGUUGUUUCUCGUUCCGUGGCUUCUUCUCUUCCUCUUCGCUCCGGCAUGGGCCUCCCCGUUGGCAAACACAUCGUCCCCAACAAACCACUUCCUGUAAAUGACGAGCUGAUUUGGGACAACGGGACUCCAUUCCCCGAACCCUGUAUAGAUCGCAUUGCUGAAACUGUGGGAAAGUAUGAAGCAUUAGCUUGGAUGUGUGGAGGUUUGAGCUUUUUUGCGUCCCUUGGACUGUUGGCCGUGUGGAAUGAUAAAGCCUCUAAGAUACCGUUUACACCUAGGGUCUAUCCAUAUGACAACCUGCGAGUGGAGCUUGGUGGAGAACCUUAGUUAGAAUGAUCUUGUAUGCCUUAAUAUCUUCCAAUCAAAUUGGCUCUCUAACAAGAUGCCCAACACACCAUUGGAAGGGGAGUGUCAAUUCGGGAAGAGCACAAUGGAUAUCGUUACCCAUCUGGUUAUGGCUGAAUAUCACAUAUGGAGUGUCAUCUAUGUGGCUUUGCACUUUGGGAAUAGGCAGUUGAUUAAUACUCAUGAAAUUUGUUUUUAUUUUUAUUUUUUGCUUGUAGACUGGAGUCAAUUGGAAUGUAGACAUGGCCUUUUAAAGCUAGAAUCAAAUAUGAAACUAGAAAAGCACAAUAUGUCAAGAAAA